Clunio marinus is the source of this 437-nucleotide messenger RNA. The record is from the annotation of a GenBank genome assembly. Lineage: Eukaryota; Metazoa; Arthropoda; Insecta; Diptera; Chironomidae.
CCGUAAAAGCUAAAACAAUUUUCUAGUUUGUAAUUUGUCACGAUCUGUACAAAAACAUUUUAGAAAAACGGAGAAAAUUUUAGUAAUAAUAUUCACUAACACAAUUGUGUGGACUUCUAAAAAUGAGACAUCGUCACCAUGUUGCGUUGGCAGAGUCAGUGAAAAGCAAUAAAAAAAAACAUCUUAUUUCUUCAUCCCAAAGAAAGCAAGCAAAAAACAGAAACGACAAGGAAACCAAAAAUUUUAGAGGAAAAAAUCUGAUCUACAAAUUGUUGUUUUUUUCGAGACAUAAGUUUGAUUUCUUAAAGAUAUCAAAAGAUUAUUCAAUACAUUCAGUAACAGGAUAUGCAGUUCUCAGUCCAGCAGCAGCAGCUGCAGCAAAUGGAAAUCCUAAAAACGCGUUCAGAGCGAUGAAUAAAGCAUUUAGUAAAGACUAA